Molecule: messenger RNA, 2725 nt
Organism: Porites evermanni
Lineage: Eukaryota; Metazoa; Cnidaria; Anthozoa; Scleractinia; Poritidae
Source: the annotation of a GenBank genome assembly
AUGACCUUUCAGAUAACUAGUUUUCUUUAUAUUAUUGCUCUUUGGUUUCCGUGGGUUGAGAGCCAGUUUCCGAAAGCCUGUGUGAACCUCGAGAGCUUGAGGGACAAGACGUGUUGCCCUACACCAAACGGCUUCAAAGCACCAUGUGGUACAGACGGAGACCGUGGUGAAUGCCAGGAUUUGAUCGUUCGCCGGUGGAACAAAGCGUACAGCCAUUACCAAGAAUUCCAUAAAGGGGACGACCGCCAUAACUGGCCCAAUGCGCUUUUCAACAGAAGUUGCAAGUGCAAGUCAAAGUUUGCCGGUUACGAUUGUAGCAAGUGUAAAUACGGUUACCAUGGUGACGACUGCAACCAGAAAAGACUCCUGAAGCGUAGAAACUUCGCCAAGCUGACAAACGACGAGAAACAUCGUUAUAUGAGUUACAUCAAUAAGACAAGGUAAGAUUUAACAAGCGCGCCCAGGCGUUCGAAAGGAACUGGAACGGGGCGUCAGGGUGGGCAAGGAAGAAAGGAAGUUUCCUUUUUCCCUCUUGCGCGCGUGGACUGUGAGCUGUCUCUCAUUUUCUUUUCAAAUUAAAGAAGAAGAAGAAUUCAAACACCAGAAAGCGCAGAAACAUUUUCCGAGGUGGAGGUGAGAAUCGAUUUCUCGACCCUCCGAGUUCUAGUUCGGACGGUGUAACCACUGAGCUACUGGAAUUCUACUAGCGAGCAGGGUCGGAAUUUCAAUACAAGUACACCAGACUUUUAGGAUUGCAUCGGGGACUGAAGUUACUCCAAGUGUAACCAUGCACGCAAGCGGCGAGGAUAAACGAGGGAAGGAAAAAUUUUCUCGUCUCGUCCUAAUCCAUUACUGAUACGUCGUUGUUGGCAAUUGCACUGGCUGGAAUAAGAACUAAACGAAUUUUCAGAAACAUGGGCGGACUGUAAGCAGUCUGUCGCGCGCCCUAUAAUUAUCGAAUAGGACGCCUUUAGGGAAUUUGUCACACUAUUUGCUAUCUUUUUAGAAAGCUGUAACCUUUCUUCGCAGUAAUAUUUUAAGUCCAAAAAUUAUGCUCCGGGUUUGUUAUUUAAUUUCCUGUAGUCUGUUGCUUUGAAUGGUAAGGAUGGGCGUGAAGGAUUAAAACUUGAAAUUUUUCAAGAUUUUUCAGUGUAAUGUUAUGCCUGCAAAAAUCACAAAACAAUUAUCACUGACGGUUAGUGCUCUCUGAUGAAAGAAAUUUGUACUCCAUGUAGUAUCGAUCGAUACAAUCGACAAUUAAAUCGAUUGGUCUAGUAUCGACCGAUUGUCGGUCGAGUGUCGACUGAUACUCUACCGACAGUCAGCCGAUUGAUCGAACGAGUAUCGCGCGAGACCACGUUAUUGGUCGAUGUGUUGUAGGUGGAGUGUCGACAGAGCAUCGGUCUCCAACAAUUUCGGUUUGUUUUCAGGUAUGUGGACAGUGAUUAUGUUGUGAGCAGGAGUUCCUACCAAGAAAUACAAGAUAGAACCGUUGCCGGCCAGGAUCCAACAAGUUUGUUUCACAAUGUCACGGUCUUUGAUUUAUUUGUGUGGGUGCACUACUAUGCAGCGCGUGGACCAGUUCACGCUGAUAAUCUCACGGGCACAGUCAUGGACUUUGCGCAUGAGGGGCAAGGCUUUCUUACAUGGCAUCGGUUAUACCUGCUGGCGAUAGAGAGAACAAUUCAAGAAGUGACUGAAGACGAGGAAUUUACCAUACCAUACUGGGAUUGGACCGUUAAUGAAGACAAGUGCGAAAUUUGCACUGAAGACCUGCUUGGAGUGACGGAAGGAGACGGCACUGUGAAGGGGAAAUAUUUCAACGACUGGAGCACAAUAUGUACUUAUGAAGACACGCUCAUGACUCAAAUGUGUGACCCUGCGACUAAAAAUCCUGUUUUAGAGCGUUUGAAAGAGAGCGACAAAAAGAAGAUGAAAGAAAACGGAUACCACAUGACUUUUCCGUCCAAAAAGGAUGUAAACUUUGCUCUUCGUUUUGACACGUUCGAUCUUCCGCCCUACAGCGCAGAUUCAAGCUGCAAUUUUAGAAACCUCCUUGAGGGUUUCAUCAACACUACUACGGGUUAUCGACUGCCAAAUGUUCAUUCUCUUCAUAAUCGAGUGCACUUGGUGAUUGGAGGUGCAAUGAGUAGCUCUCUAUCAGCGUCUAAUGACCCCAUCUUCUUUCUUCACCACUCUUCUGUUGAUCGGGUUUUAGAGAAGUGGCUUCGUAAGUACAACAAGAAUGCUUCUGUUCUUUCGUCAUACGACGCUCCCCUUGGNAAACUUUGCUCUUCGUUUUGACACGUUCGAUCUUCCGCCCUACAGCGCAGAUUCAAGCUGCAAUUUUAGAAACCUCCUUGAGGGUUUCAUCAACACUACUACGGGUUAUCGACUGCCAAAUGUUCAUUCUCUUCAUAAUCGAGUGCACUUGGUGAUUGGAGGUGCAAUGAGUAGCUCUCUAUCAGCGUCUAAUGACCCCAUCUUCUUUCUUCACCACUCUUCUGUUGAUCGGGUUUUAGAGAAGUGGCUUCGUAAGUACAACAAGAAUGCUUCUGUUCUUUCGUCAUACGACGCUCCCCUUGGUCACAACAGAGGUGAUCUCAUUGUGCCACUCUUUCCUGUGUACACUCAUGAGAACAUUUUCAAGAAGUCGUUUGAGUUUGGUUACGACUAUGAGGAUGUUGACGAAGAGGGUAUGUGUUUCCAUAUUCCGUUUUCCUGA